CGCCCUCAGAAGUCAGGAUAUUCCUGAUAAAUAGUGUCCUCCAGACGCCGGGUUGACUAGGACCACGAAUCCCAAGCUGGAUCCGGGAGGAACAUCACAAGUGCCUGAUUUGAGUCCCAGGAACGUGGCAGACACUGCCCCGUGUGCAGAGUUAUCGUUGCUUCUGAGAAACGGGGACAAAGCAGGUGACAGUACCAUGGGAUCCCUACCGGAAGAAAAAGACAGUGCUUUGUGGUCAGACACCCCCAAGGGCCCUCUUAGUGCCUACCGAGCAAGAGCCUCCUUCAACUCUGGGGAGCUGCUGCUCUUUUGGGACGGCCAGGAUGUAAUCCACUUCAAGAAAACCAUCUUCUCAACUUUGGAGAAUGACCCUCUCUUUGCCCGCUCGUACGGGGCCGACCUGCCCCUAGAGAAGCUACGAGAACUGAACUUCCUUCGCUGCAAGAGGGUCUUUGAGUAUGGCUUCUUCAAAGUAGAGGAACUGCUAAAGAACCCCCUGAAGAUUCUAGUGCUGAUUAACUGCCUGGGCAUGUACGACUGGUCCCUGGCCAACAAAUGCGUCCUCCACAUGUUGGUUUUUGGAACCACAGUUUUCGUUUCUGGUUCUGAGAAGCAUUUCAAGUACCUUGAGAAGAUCUAUAGCCUGGAGAUUUUUGGCUGUUUUGCUCUCACCGAACUGAGUCAUGGGAGUAAUACCAAGGCCAUGCGAACGACAGCUCACUAUGAUCCUGAUACUCAGGAAUUCAUCUUACAUUCCCCGGAUUUCGAGGCUGCCAAAUUUUGGGUGGGCAACCUGGGCAAGACGGCAACUCAUGCGGUGGUGUUUGCCCAACUGUACAUGCCAGACGGCCAGUGCCACGGGCUGCAUUCCUUCCUGGUGCAGAUCCGUGACACGAAGACCCUGCUUCCCAUGACGGGGGUGAUGGUCGGUGACAUUGGGAAGAAGCUGGGGCAGAAUGGCCUGGAUAAUGGGAUGUCCGGCAGCGUUUGGGCGCAUCAUUGGGCAGCCUGUCCUCAGGACGCAUCUCCAUCAUCAGCAUGUCUGUGGUCAACCUGAAGCUGGCCGUGUCCAUAGCCAUCCGGUUCUCGGCCACACGGUGUCAGUUUGGACCCACGGAUAAGGAAGAGAUUCCUGUCCUUGAAUAUCCACUGCAGCAAUGGCGCAUACUUCCGUACCUGGCGGCUGCCUAUGCCUUGGACCACUUCUCUAAGACAAUCUUCAUGGACUUGAUAGAGGUGCAGAGUGCCCGGCUCAGGGGAGACCACAGCGACCAGCAGGCAGAACUCGGACGUGAGAUCCAUGCUCUGGCAUCGGCUGGCAAGCCUCUAGCCUCAUGGACAGCCCAGCGGGGUAUCCAGGAGUGCCGUGAGGCGUGUGGGGGACAUGGCUACCUGGCCAUGAACCGGUUUGGUGACCUCAGAAACGACAACGACCCAAACUGUACCUAUGAAGGUGACAACAAUGUCCUGCUGCAGCAGACCAGCAACUACCUGCUCAGCCUCCUGGAGCCUCCUCUCCAAGACGGAGCUCACUUCACAAGCCCUCUCAAGACCGUGGACUUUCUGGAAGCCUAUCCUGGAAUCUUGGGCCAGAAGUUCCUGGGCUCCAGCAAGGCUGACUGGAUGGACUCAGCAGCCCCCCUGGCAGCCUACCGCUGGCUUGUUUGCUACUUGCUCCAAGAGAGCCAUCGGAGAUACUGCCAAGAGAAAAAGUCCAGAGGCAGUGACUUUGAAGCAAGAAACAACAGCCAGGUGUACGGCUGCCGGCCCCUGGCCCUGGCCUUCAUGGAACUCACCGUGAUGCAGCGAUUCCACGAACAUAUACACAGCUCCGGUCUGUCUCCAUCUCUGCGGACUGUGCUCGGGCGGCUCAGCACGCUCUACGGCCUGUGGUGCCUGAGCCAGCACAUGGCCCUGCUCUACCGAGGUGGCUACAUUUCUGGGGAACAAACAGGAAGAGCGAUGGAGGACGCCAUCCUGACCCUGUGUGAGCAGCUGAAAGACGAUGCGGUGGCCUUGGUAGAUGUCAUCGCCCCCUCCGACUUUGUUCUGAACUCCCCAAUUGCCAAAGCUGAUGGUGAGGUAAGGGGAAUGCCCCCUGUGGCCGCUGAGGACACAAUUUCCUGGAAAUUGUCAUACUUGGGGAGCUUUCUGGGGACAAGAGAAAUCAGGUGGUGUCACAGUUCUUUGCCACUCCUGCUCUGUGUCUUGGAUCCCAUUCCUGACCACCAGCCUUCACCCCACAGAACAGGGAAGUUGCACCGUUGUCCUGGAGUGACAUACAGGUCCCAGCCUCCUCCAUCCCUCCAUGCCUGCUGUCCACAUGGGCCCUACAGCUCAGUCACAGACAUGGCGUCAGAGCCAUAAAUUUGACAAAACAGCUACCAUUAGCCACCCUGGCCCUGGUCUUUGUGGUCAGACAUGACCCCAUCUGCUUGGUCUAUUUUUAAAACCCUGGCAUCUUCAAGUUCUCCUCUGCUCUGCCCUCCAACCACAGUUGACUACCCCUUGGCCAUUCCAGCUAUGGGGCCAUUGCCCCUCUGUGCCUACCUCUACAGCCCCACAGCCCUUGGUGAGCUCCCUGGUGUUCACUGGCUACCAAAUUCUAGCAUGGCUUGUUCAGAAGCAGUUAGUGGGCUUAAGCCUCACCCGAGGUGCAACUGGCCUCUUCUUCCCCCGCCUGCACCUUCCUGCCCUGUUUGACACCCCACCACAAGGUGAUGCCCAUGUAGGGAGACGUCCACAGACUGGUGUUCUGAAGUGCCUUGCUAUCCCUGGGCCUAUACCCCUCUUAUUCUGCCAGCAUGACCUUGCAAGGUGUUCCAGCUAUGUGCCGGAGGCCUGAUGGUUGUGAGCUGUGGGACAGGUUUAAUCUUAUCCACUCCAGGGCUGUGGUGGCUUGCUGUGAGCUGGCGAUCAAUGGUGAGGACAUGGAGUCCGCUGUCCUCAGACAGCACUCUGGACUCAGCGCUUCACAAGCCUGUGAGGGCCCUGUCUGGGGGGUCUGAACCCCCAAGAUUGGUACACUCAGGCUAUACAUGUGCAUUGGAGUGGGCAUCCAGGGAGCAGAUGUGAGCCAGGGCUGGGCAGGUUCCCAGGUGCACCAGGAGUGUGUACAGGCAGGGCCGGUAGCCCACAGGGUGUGCACCACACCGUUUUUUAUGAUCAGAGCCUAAGGUGCAGAACAGCCUGCCCUGUGGUCCAUGCAUAGCAGAGCCAGCUGUGGACAGAGAUCUGGGUCCUGUGUUAGAACUGAUAGACAAGGAACUUUGAGUAUGAAGAGAACACUGGGGAGUAAGGCUUGCCUCAAUUGCCUCCCCCCCCCCCACACACACGCAGGUCGACUUCUCAGGCAUUUGCAGACAGGACCUUCUUGGUAGGACCACCACAUGCAGGGCCUGUUGCCUGCAGAAGGAACUGAGCACAUGCUCUCUGGUCAAGAACUGCUAGAGGCAGAGAGGAUGGAGAGGAACUUGUGUUUCUGAGUGCUGCAGCUCAGUCCGUGGUGGCGAGGUCCUGCCUGGCAGGGUGACUGCACACACUGUUCAGCCUAAGGAAGCAGUGCCCCCUUCCCAGGCCCGCCCAGCAGGCAUGGCUUCAGGAGUGCAAGCUCAGCACCGUGGAACAUGGCCAAGUUCACACCACGUGGACGAGCAGUCAGGUCUCUUAGGCAGGAGGGCAGCUUUAUGGCAAUGUUGUGGCUCUACCCUAGCUGCGUCUGCCCAAGGUGUCCAUUGUCCGCAGCAGGUGUCAGAUCUGGCCAGGUAUGAUCUGGACCUGCCUCCUGCAUGGCAUCCAUUCCGUCUUCCUCUGAGGAAUUGAGACUAAGAACAGCUAAGACCCCAGUGGGGCCACCGGGGGCCCACGUUCCCACCCCUGCCCCAGCCUCCUGCUCUUCAGCCAUACCUGGCUUGUGCAUCCUGAGCUGUAGGGUAACUGGGGACAGGGCUCAGAGAAGACAGACCGUGGGAGGUGAGGGUGGAGGUGGGGGAAGGGUAUAGAUGUAGGCGUAGCCGCUAUGGGAAUAUCCCAGUAGGGGAUGGCUCCCAUCAGGCUUGCUUUUAUGGCACUUUAUAAUCAAAUUUGCUUAAUUAUUUCCUACCAAAAAAAAUAAAAGGCUUAUAUAAUUAAACGUACAUCAUCAUAACAUUUCCUAAAAAGUGACAGUGGAGAAUUUCCUGUUCUCGAGACGAGAGGACAUCACCCUGGCCACUUGUCCUCUGAGGACUCCGCUGGUCCCUGCCUUUCACCUCUACAUGGUAUGUCUCCCGCAGCUCUAUAAAAACCUGUGGGCAGCUGUCCUGCAGCAGAAUGGUGUGCUAGAGCGUGCCGCCUGGUGGCCCGAGUUCUCUGCCAACAAAUCUGUAGCCGACAGGCUAAAGUCCCAGCUGUAGACACAGUUGGAGGGGCGGUUACAGCAGGAACAGCUGAUCCAGAGGCCUGGACCCAGACACAGAGCUCCAAGAGACACCCAGAUGCCUACGCUGAAAACCACUGACAUUACAGCUUCUCCUCGACCCUGGUCAGCCUGUUGUACCCAUCCUCAAAUGGGGUAUUUGCGAGGGAUUUGCACAGUGUGUCUCCCUGAGGGCCUUGGAAUUUAACAAAGGACUUAGUUAUGCUAUCUCAGGGCUCAGAUAGGAAGGUAAAGUCAGGGCUCACAAUGAAAGCCUUCUGCUGAAGUGAACUUUGGGAUCCGUGGAAGAUUUUUGAGACACACUCUUCUCUCUGCUGCUGUCUGAUUCUUUAACCCUGCUGUGGGGUGGCCAUACUUCUCUAUACCUGCCAUUUACUCCUCUGUACCAUGAACCAUCAGAAUGAUGUAAUUUGAAGAUCUUUAUGGGGAAAAAAAUGUUUUAUUAACUCCUCUGGUGGCACCAGAAGUUUCCGCUGAGAAAAAUGCUCCCACAGAAGACGUGCAUGGUGGUGGGGACCACAGACACAUCCCGCUGUGUCAGUGACUGCUUGGCAGUGGCUUUCAUCCUUCAGCAAAUUCACACACGGCAUGACCCUGCUACACUGGCCAUAGCCAGACCCUCGUACUUCUGAAAGACAUAGAUGCCACCCCUUCCUGCCAUAGGCAGGAUCCCACACCAUUCGCUUUCUGAUGGGCUGUUCUGAGCCCCAGGCGCUUGCUCAGCCUGAGAGCCUCUCUCUUCACCACCUGUUCUUCUUGGUCAUACACACACACCGCCCUGGCUCAGCAUCCUCCCAGAGUCCUACCCCAGUUGAAUAGGGGCCUGCCAGCUGGAGUCCCUGUAAAACAUGAGAGCCAUGUGUCCACAGAUGACGCCUUCCACCUGGAUCCAUGGCUUUUCCCAACAACGAGGACUAGGUCUUAGGUCCUUUUGGGUCCUCGCUGCUCUUGGAAUCUCUACCCUCCCACCCUGCCAGGCAGUGGUCACCUCAGCCACCUAUUUAUCUGACCAUACUUUUGCAUGGGAGCUUGGUUACUGUACUGUCUGAUUGGAGACUGACCAGUAUGUCACAAGAAGUGUCCACGGCCAGUAGAAUGCUGCAUUAAGAUACGUCACAUGGUCCCCAGGGUCAGGCAGCCCUCUGGUGGCCAAGGUGCCAGCAGAUUUCAAAGUAUAGACAAAUGGAUCUUUAGCUAUAGCUUCUGAGAGGAGGGAGAGUCAGUUUUCUUUAAGAGCCACUGGUAUGUUGAGCAUGCUCCAUUGCGUGCCCACACACGCAAGAGCAUAUGGGUGGCACAGAGUGGACUUGAUGGCUUUUUUUUGUCUUGUAAUAUGUGCACAUAUAUGUUUUCAUAUCUACCAACUGGGUAUAUCUUGGUCUCUGGGGUAGGGACUGGCUCUCUGGACAACCAGACUUAGAUGGGUGAUAUCACAUGACUUCUAGAAAUGAAUGGUGUAUCCUGGUCCCUGCUCCUGUGUGUGUAUACUCCCCUCCUCAGUCCCAAGGGUGAGGCAGGUGGCAUGUGGGGGCCUAUGGGUAGAGGCUACAUUAUUGAAACAAACUUGAAAAGGUCCCAUAAAAAUGAAACAUUUGUAAGCAGCAGGAAAGACUUGAAUAAUUGCAAUAAAGUGUUGAAAUUGAA
This is a messenger RNA of Mus musculus (house mouse), 6061 nucleotides long. RefSeq names its product acyl-Coenzyme A oxidase 3, pristanoyl (gene Acox3). Gene Ontology annotation, cellular component: peroxisome. Lineage: Eukaryota; Metazoa; Chordata; Mammalia; Rodentia; Muridae. The coding region runs from base 1039 to 2367 and encodes 442 amino acids. Gene Ontology annotation, molecular function: pristanoyl-CoA oxidase activity; medium-chain fatty acyl-CoA oxidase activity; oxidoreductase activity, acting on the CH-CH group of donors. The record is from RefSeq and is a predicted model, not a curated record. The transcript has 17 exons. Gene Ontology annotation, biological process: fatty acid beta-oxidation; fatty acid beta-oxidation using acyl-CoA oxidase; fatty acid metabolic process.